AUGGAGGGGGAGAGAAUGAAAGAGGGGAGGGAGAUGUCUGCUUAUGAUUAUGAGAUGAACUUUGAGAUUUCCUGGCUCCCGGCUCGUCCCGACUCGCCCGCGGGUUUUGCAGCCCGACUCUACCUUUACCGGCUAGUUUCUGCAGCCCGGCUCUCCCGGUUAGUCCCGGCUUCCGCUUCAGCUGCAGUCCCGGCUAAUCCCACCAGACCCGGCUCGUCCGCGGCUUUUACAGCCCGCCAGCCCGCCUGCGGUUCCCGCCAGCCCGCCUGCGGUUCCCGCCAGCCCGCCUGCGGUUCCCGCCAGCCCGCCUGCGGUUCCCGCCAGCCCGCCUGCGGUUCCCGCCAGCCCGCCUGCGGUUCCCGCCAGCCCGCCUGCGGUUCCCGCCAGCCCGCCUGCGGUUCCCGGCCAGCCCGCCUGCGGUUCCCGCCAGCCCGCCUGCGGUUCCCGCCAGCCCGCCUGCGGUUCCCGCCAGCCCGCCUGCGGUUCCCGCCAGCCCGCCUGCGGUUCCCGCCAGCCCGCCUGCGGUUCCCGCCAGCCCGCCUGCGGUUCCCGCCAGCCCGCCUGCGGUUCCCGCCAGCCCGCCUGCGGUUCCCGCCAGCCCGCCUGCGGUUCCCGCCAGCCCGCCUGCGGUUCCCGCCAGCCCGCCUGCGGUUCCCGCCAGCCCGCCUGCGGUUCCCGCCAGCCCGGCCUGCGGUUCCCGCCAGCCCGCCUGCGGUUCCCGCCAGCCCGCCUGCGGUUCCCGCCAGCCCGCCUGCGGUUCCCGCCAGCCCGCCUGCGGUUCCCGCCAGCCCGCCUGCGGUUCCCGCCAGCCCGCCUGCGGUUCCCGCCAGCCCGCCUGCGGUUCCCGCCAGCCCGCCUGCGGUUCCCGCCAGCCCGCCUGCGGUUCCCGCCAGCCCGCCUGCGGUUCCCGCCAGCCCGCCUGCGGUUCCCGCCAGCCCGCCUGCGGUUCCCGCCAGCCCGCCUGCGGUUCCCGCCAGCCCGCCUGCGGUUCCCGCCAGCCCGCCUGCGGUUCCCGCCAGCCCGCCUGCGGUUCCCCGCCAGCCCGCCUGCGGUUCCCGCCAGCCCCGCCUGCGGUUCCCGCCAGCCCGCCUGCGGUUCCGCCAGCCCGCCUGCGGUUCCCGCAGCCCGCCUCUGCGGUUCCGCCAGCCCGCCUGCGGUUCCCGCCAGCCCGCCUGCGGUUCCCGCCAGCCCGCCUGCGUUUCCCGCCAGCCCGCCUGCGGUUCCCGCCAGCCCGCCUGCGGUUCCCGCCAGCCCGCCUGCGGUCCCGCCAGCCCGCCUGCGGUUCCCGCCAGCCCGCCUGCGGUUCCCCGCCAGCCCGCCUGCGGUUCCCGCCAGCCCGCCUGCGGUUCCCGCCAGCCCCGCCUGCGGUUCCCGCCAGCCCGCCUGCGGUUCCCGCCAGCCCGCCCUGCGGUUCCCGCCAGCCCCGCCUGCGGUUCCCGCCAGCCCGCCUGCGGUUCCCGCCAGCCCGCCUGCGGUUCCCGCCAGCCCGCCUGCGGUUCCCGCCAGCCCGCCUGCGGUUCCCGCCAGCCCGCCUGCGGUUCCCGCCAGCCCGCCUGCGGUUCCCGCCAGCCCGCCUGCGGUUCCCGCCAGCCCGCCUGCGGUUCCCGCCAGCCCGCCUGCGGUUUCCCGCCAGCCCGCCUGCGGUUCCCGCCAGCCCGCCUGCGGUUCCCGCCAGCCCGCCUGCGGUUCCCGCCAGCCCGCCUGCGGUUCCCGCCAGCCCGCCUGCGGUUCCCGCCAGCCCGCCUGCGGUUCCCGCCAGCCCGCCUGCGGUUCCCGCCAGCCCGCCUGCGGUUCCCGCCAGCCCGCCUGCGGUUCCCGCCUGUAAUAGGCAAAUAA
This is a messenger RNA of Apus apus (common swift), 1836 nucleotides long. RefSeq lists its product as uncharacterized. The record is from RefSeq and is a predicted model, not a curated record. NCBI's taxonomy places the organism in Eukaryota, Metazoa, Chordata, Aves, Apodiformes, Apodidae. Bases 1 to 1836 code for a protein of 611 amino acids. The transcript has 2 exons.